This is a messenger RNA of Verticillium alfalfae VaMs.102, 492 nucleotides long. RefSeq lists its product with no specific name. The coding region runs from base 1 to 492 and encodes 163 amino acids. The transcript is spliced from 3 exons. Lineage: Eukaryota; Fungi; Ascomycota; Sordariomycetes; Glomerellales; Plectosphaerellaceae. The record is from RefSeq and is a predicted model, not a curated record.
AUGGCCACACGCGCUGAGCGCAUGCAGCAGCGCAUUCGUGGUGCCGGACAUGGACAAGUCGAAGAAGUGUCCUUUCAGCUAAUGCUCAGUGACGAGACAACAUCGACUGUCGCACCAACGAGCCCAGAAAACCCUCCCGCACCGACCCCGCCCGUUCAAGCAACACGGUCGACGCCCAACACAUCCGCGAAGCGAAAGCGAGUCGGAAAAAGCUCUGAGAGGCAAGAUGAUCGCUCCAAAGCCAGCGCAGAGAAGCUUGCCAUCACUGCCCGCGAAGAGCCGGCAGAUGCGACGCCAGUUUCAAGAAUUGCGACGCCAGAAGCUACUGCGCCUAUCGACGAACUCGAUGGCCGGUUUCUCAGCAGCCAGAAAGGAUGUCGUCAGCAGGUAUACGUGCGUCGAGAACAUCAGCCCCGCCGCGAAGAGAUAGAAGAAAGCCCGGCAACAGCACCAGCCCACCAGCAAGCGACAUACGCGAAACCGCCGAGGUGA